Messenger RNA from Phlebotomus papatasi, 1999 nucleotides. RefSeq names its product splicing factor U2AF 50 kDa subunit (gene U2af50). Gene Ontology annotation, molecular function: pre-mRNA 3'-splice site binding; poly-pyrimidine tract binding. The transcript is spliced from 7 exons. Lineage: Eukaryota; Metazoa; Arthropoda; Insecta; Diptera; Psychodidae. Gene Ontology annotation, biological process: mRNA processing. The record is from RefSeq and is a predicted model, not a curated record. Gene Ontology annotation, cellular component: nuclear speck; U2-type prespliceosome; commitment complex. Bases 182 to 1432 code for a protein of 416 amino acids.
UCGGCCAUUUUUAUAGCACCCUGCAAUGCUGUCAGUUCUGUCCAAAAAUUUUCAGCAUUUCGUGUUUUGAGGUCGCGUUUCUGUGAAUUUUGUGCGGAAAUCAUUGUAAGAAAUAGCCAAAAUCCCAAUUUUCCUCCUCAAAUAGGUAGAGAAAGUGCUGAAUUCUAGGAUUUCGGACAAAAUGGGGGCUGAAGAUAGAGAUCGCAGAAGGGAUCGGGAUCGUGAGCGUCGUAGGUCACGCUCCAGGUCUAGGGAUCGUCGCCGUGGCAGCCGUUCUCGGUCACCUAAUAAGAAGACGCGUUCCCGACGCCGGAAGCCAUCGCUGUACUGGGAUGUCCCUCCACCGGGUUUUGAGCACAUCACUCCUUUGCAGUACAAGGCAAUGCAGGCAGCCGGACAGAUUCCAGCAAACAUCGUGGCAGACACUCCACAGGCAGCUGUACCAGUUGUGGGAUCUACCAUUACAAGACAAGCCCGAAGGCUCUACGUGGGAAAUAUUCCAUUUGGAGUCACUGAAGAGGAGAUGAUGGAGUUUUUCAAUCAGCAAAUGCAUCUUUCAGGAUUGGCUCAGGCUGCCGGAAAUCCCGUUCUGGCAUGCCAGAUAAAUUUAGACAAGAAUUUUGCUUUUCUUGAAUUUAGAUCUAUCGACGAGACAACACAGGCCAUGGCAUUCGACGGUAUCAAUUUCAAGGGGCAGAGUCUCAAGAUUCGUCGUCCUCAUGAUUAUCAACCAAUGCCCGGAAUGACCGAUUCAGCAGCUCUUAAUGUUCCAGGUGUUAUUAGCACAGUUGUGCCAGAUUCUCCACACAAAAUCUUCAUUGGCGGUUUGCCCAAUUACUUGAAUGAGGAUCAGGUAAAAGAACUUCUACUGUCUUUUGGGCAACUACGUGCGUUCAAUUUAGUCAAGGAUGCUGCAACUGGAUUAAGCAAGGGCUAUGCAUUUGCUGAAUAUGUUGAUUUUAGCAUUACUGAUCAGGCAAUUGCUGGACUAAAUGGUAUGCAACUGGGUGACAAAAAGUUGAUCGUUCAGCGUGCUAGUGUUGGAGCCAAGAACACCAAUGUAGGUCAAAUAGCUCCAGUGCAGAUUCAAGUACCGGGCUUGUCACUUGUCGGCGCCAGUGGGCCACCCACUGAAGUUCUAUGCCUUCUAAAUAUGGUGACAGCUGAUGAAUUGCGCGAUGAAGAGGAAUACGAGGAUAUUCUUGAAGACAUUAAGGAGGAAUGCAACAAGUACGGUGUUGUACGCAGUGUUGAGAUACCACGUCCGAUUGAAGGCGUCGAUGUACCAGGAUGUGGAAAGGUUUUUGUCGAAUUCAACUCUGUGGUUGAUUGUCAAAAGGCCCAGCAAGCACUCACUGGCAGGAAGUUCAGUGAUCGUGUUGUUGUGACUUCGUACUUUGAUCCUGACAAAUAUCAUCGUCGUGAAUUUUAAAAGAAAAAUUUACCUUUUCCAUGCUUUCUUUUGACCUUGCUACUUUAGGAAAUGCCCUGAUAUUUUAUAUAACACAAACAGCAUACAUCAGACAUUCUUUUAGGUGAAAACACCAUUUGAUUAAUAAUAAUCUCUUUAGCAGUCAACAAUGGUGAAAUGAAAUUUUUCAAAAAAAAACUUUACGAGAAAUAUCUAGGGAAAUUUCUCUUAAGUUUUCAGAAAAAAAAUUAAAUUACUACGAUUUCAGGUAAAUUGAAAAAAAAAGAACAGCAAUUUUAAUAACGAGAGUUUGUUGAGAAAAGAAAAACAGAUUAAAGAAAGUUCUAUCGAUAUGCAAGAUUAAUAUUUUUGAGAUUCAUCUGACGCGAGUGUUCUUUGUAAUAAGAGGGAUAAACUUAAAAUCUUCUGAUUUAAUGGAUUCUUAUAUGAUCUUCCAGAAGAAAAGUUCUGAUUAGGAUUGCAUGUUUUUUUUUUAAAUUAAUUACAGGAUGAUAAAACUCCAUCGCUUUAUAAAUAUAUUGACUGUAACAUUUUAAAGGUGAAAUAUAUAACACUGAAAGCAUAAAA